CUGUGUGCUUGAUUUGCAAGGGAAACCUUUGAAGGAGAACAGCAGGUCAACUAGGUGUGGGUGCAGUGCUAUGAUAAGGCUACUAAGGUCAGAUGACAAUGGAUGGUAUAUAUCUGAGCACAAAGCGGAACAUAAUCACGCUCUUUCGAGCACAUGUGGGGAGAAGAUGCAUUGGAAGUCGCAUAGGCACAUUGACCGUUACACACAAGAUUUGGUGAAGCAACUUAGGCAGAAUAAUGUGAGUCUCGGUAAGGUCUUCAGUAUUGUUGGUAGUUUCUUCGGCUCUGUUGAGAAUGUUCCUUUUACUAAGAGGUCGUUGAAAACACUAUGCCGUAAGAUAAACAAGGAGCAAUCAGAUUCAGAUGCAAGGAAAACGAUGGAAAUCCUUGCAGAAAUGAAGGCAAAUGACCCAGAAUUCAACUAUGCAAUACAAGUUGAUGAGGAAAGUAGGAUAAAAACACUUAUGUGGGUGAACUUGCGAAGCAUAGACCAGUACAUAUGCUUUGGCGAUGCAAUAACAUUUGACACAACUUACAGGACAAACCUCUAUGACAUGCCCUUCGGUUUGUUUGUUGGCGUAAACAACCAUUUCCAGAGGAUAAUUUUCGGUGGUGCCAUGCUUAGAGAUGAGAAGGAGGAUACGUUUAAAUGGGUUUUCAGAGAAUUCGUACGUAUGGUUGGCGGCAAACAUCCCAAGACGAUAUUGACUUACCAGGCACGCUCUAUGGAGUUGGUUAUCAAGGCGGAAUUGCCAAAUACAACUCAUAGAUGGUGUAAAUGGCAUGUACUGGAAAAAGCAAAGGAGUCAAUGGGUUCUCUGUGGGGGAAGAAGAACAGUGAUUUCAAGAAUGACUUCCACAAGCUUGUCCUUCACAUGAUAACAGCGAAGGAGUUUGAGGAUGGAUGGGAUGCAAUGCUGGAAAAGUACUCAUUGAGGAAACAUCCGUACCUGACACAAAUAUAUGAAGUGCGACACAAGUGGGCAAAGCCGUAUUUCAUGGGGUUUUUUUGCGCCAAAAUGACAAGCACCCAGCGCAGCGAGAGUGCUAAUCACCUGCUGAAAGGAUAUGUGCCACCAGGAUGUCCAAUGCAUCUAUUCAUCAGACAGUAUGAGAAGCUCUAGUUCGAAAGGGAAUCUGAGGAAAGCUUCUAGGAGAAGUGCACUGCUCUGGUACACUUUCUCUGCUUCCUAUUCCAGCUAACUCUUCUAUAAAUAUAAUGGUGAAUUGUCAUUUGUGUGAGUGUUGAUGACUGAGUUAAUUUUAUGUUCUAUGCAGAGUGGUGUUCCUUUGAGGCUAAACAUACCAUUUGAGAGGCACGCAAGUAAAAUCUACACAAGAUCAAUGUUUGAACAAUUCAGUGAGGCACUGUACAAGUCUUUUGCACAUGAGGUUGAUGUUAUAGAACAUCAAAAGGUUUACAAGGUAACGCAUCUCGAUGCGGCAGCUCGGGAGAAAUGGAGCAAAGUUGUUUUUAUUGUCAAUGUGGAUGACGAGGCGAGCUUCUUUGAUUGCGAGUGCGGCACGUUUGAGCAUUCUGGAAUGGUUUGUUGCCAUUCUCUGAAGGUGAUGAUUGAGUUUCGUUUGGCGAAAAUACCAGAUAAACACAUUGUUAAGAGAUGGACAAGGGAUGCUAGGGAUAUAUCGCCUGAUCAUUUAGUGUGGUACCAGAAAGACAGGGGCCCACCAGCGUCCGACACUUUUAGGCACAAUCAAAUGUGGAUCAGGGCACUGGAGUGUGUGCGCCUUGGCGACAGCAAUGUGAAGUGUUAUGAUGUGUUUCAUGGCAAUGAUGAAGGAGGUAUAUGCCACGCUGCUGCCACUUAGCCAUGGCAAGGAUGGCAUGGGGCUGGAAGAGAGAGAUGUUGUAGCUAAGAUGGCAAGUGCCACAGCUUGUUCCGGUACAGUUGAACAUGGGAAAACUUUGGUUGAAGACUGUGGAGAUCAAUCAUAUUGUUCCGGCACUGCAGCUGCUAAUUGCAAGCGGGGAUCAGGAAGACCUACUACAAGCAGAGAUAAAGCGCCUUAUGAAGAGAAAAUGAAGAGGUCUCGAUUUUGCAAGAUUUGCCGUAAGGAGGGACAAAAAUGCACCACUUGCCUUGAUCACGACGACAUUCCAAAGGCUCCAAGGAAGGAGCCAAAGUGUACCAAAUGUGGAGUAAUCGGACACCAUAGGAAUGUAUGCGGCAAACCUACUGAUCCAUUCGAGCCAAACUUCCUCUAGGAGAAAAUUUUCAUAAUAAUUGGCUUGAUGCCUAAGGACUUUGUAACCCCAAAAAUUAUAUUGCUUCUAUGCGCUGAUCAUGGACUAGUCGGUCCAUUAAUGUAUCCAUAACAUUUGAUCCUACUAUUUUGAUGCCAAGAAAUCUUCUUUA
Triticum aestivum (bread wheat) is the source of this 2374-nucleotide messenger RNA. Its product is annotated as protein FAR1-RELATED SEQUENCE 5-like. Bases 71 to 1123 code for a protein of 350 amino acids. NCBI's taxonomy places the organism in Eukaryota, Viridiplantae, Streptophyta, Magnoliopsida, Poales, Poaceae. The transcript has 3 exons. The record is from RefSeq and is a predicted model, not a curated record.